Pseudoliparis swirei is the source of this 2201-nucleotide messenger RNA. It is a transcript of the gene phactr2, whose product is annotated as phosphatase and actin regulator 2. Gene Ontology annotation, biological process: actin cytoskeleton organization. Gene Ontology annotation, molecular function: actin binding. The transcript has 12 exons. NCBI's taxonomy places the organism in Eukaryota, Metazoa, Chordata, Actinopteri, Perciformes, Liparidae. The record is from RefSeq and is a predicted model, not a curated record. The coding region runs from base 21 to 1676 and encodes 551 amino acids.
UCGGUCCGGAGAAGCUGAAUAUGGGUCAGACCCCUGUGUCUGCUGUGUCUCAGCCCGCGAGCGUUGAUGGGUUGGAGAAAUCUUCAUCACUGGCCAGCUGUGAUGUGUUGGUGGACAGCGCCACCACGACCCAGAAUGCCCCCGCGACACGGCAGCAACGCGGCAAGCUGUCGUCACUAGGAAAACUCUUCAAACCCUGGAAGUGGAGGAAGAAGAAGAGCAGCGACAAGUUCCAGGAUCUCACCAAAGUUCUGGAGAGAAAGAUCUCCACCAGACAAACGAGGGAGGAGCUCAUCAAGAAAGGAGUUAUCAUCGUCGAUAAAGAUGAAACGAUCAGCAGUGAAAGUCUGAAUGGGCACGCCACAUCGAGUGUGACAUCAGAGGAGGUCAAAGUGGACAUUGAGUCUCCAGAAACGGCGCUGGAGGAACAGACCAGCAGCACGGAGGACAAACCAGCCAAAUCCUCCCAUCCAAAGAAGACAGGAUCCACAGCAAAAAACACCUCCAUCUCCACCUCCACCUCCACUUCCACCCCUCGUUCCCGUGGAUCUAAGGACGCUUUAGCACAGACUGAGGGAACCAGCCGGAUAUCAAACACUCCCACCUCUUCCUCGGUACCUCAAAAGGCCCCCGCAGAGACUCCUAGCAAGCCCAGGGAGCUAAAAUCCUCACUCCUUUCCUCAAACCUCAAGCCUGCCUCAUCGAAAGCCUCCGGCAAUGAGAGAGAGGGAACUCCUGCCGCUUCUCAAACAGCUGCAGAGCCGAAAUCUGCUGCCAAGGCCUCCGCUGCGGCCGAGGAGACCCACAAGGGCGCGGCCCCUGGACCCACCGGCCAGUCUGCCCAUAUCAACAGCGCGACAGAGGACACCUCCUUCACAGUGGGAGAGACGGGCAGCGGCUCGCAGGGGGAGAAACGGGGGCGAACGAGACGGGAGGGUGGAGAGGAAGAGAAGAGGAGAGGAGGAACAGAGUCUGCUGCGGAGAACAGCCCGAGGUCUGCAGCGGGCCAGGCGGACAGGCCACCGGGCCACAGCGUGAACACGCAGCAGGCCCUAGUGACGGUGAUCCCCGACAGGCCGAGAGACAGCCAGACGAGCGACUCUGACUCCGACGGACCGAUCCUGUACCGAGAUGAGGAGGAAGACGAGGAGGAGGACGAGUACACAACCAGCGCUCUGGCCAUGAAGAUUCGCCGACGAGACACCCUGAACAUCAAGCUGGGGAACCGUCCCAGCAAGAGAGAGCUGGAGGAGAAAAACAUUCUGCCGCGGAGCUCUGAGACGGAGAGACAUGAGAUACGCCAGCAGAUCGGCUCCAAACUAGUCAGGCGCCUGAGCCAGAGACCGUCCACAGAGGACCUGGAGCAGAGGAACAUCCUCAGGCAUAAGAAUAUAGCAGAGGAGCGAGAAGCCAAGCAAGCGAUUAAGAGGACACUCUCCAGAAAGCUGAGUGUGAGGCCGACGGUGGCAGAGCUCGUAGCUCGCAGGAUUCUGUGUUUUAACGAAUACGUGGAGGUCACUGAUGCCAAAGACUACGACCGGCGGGCAGACAAACCCUGGACCCGGCUCACUCCCGCUGAUAAGGCUGCUAUCCGUAAGGAGCUGAAUGAGUUUAAGAGCCGAGAGAUGGAGGUCCAUGAAGACAGCAAACAGUUUACCAGAUUCCAUCGGCCCUGAGCACUCUCACUGCCAGCUGGACGUCAGCGCCACAAUCUCUCCGGUCCACAGCUUCCAGCAACCCCCAUCCCCCCUGUCCCUCCAGACCCUCAGACCCUCAGACCCUCAGACCCUCAGUACACAGCUCAGUCCAUUUUUCUUUUGGAUCCUCUCACAACCGAUGAAAUACAUUUCUGUCUAUAGUGACAGUAACAGGUGUGUCUUCAGGCCUUGGCCAUCCGUGGGCACCAGUGAAACAUUUGCACAUAUCUAUAGUCAGGACAGUGGUGUGUAUAGCACUCUGAUUAUAUUAUUUAUUGUAGAUGGCCAGAACAUACUGGUCUGUGAUGUUUUUUUGUUUUUGUUGUUUUGGUUCAUUUCAUCAUAGAGAGGCUCCAGGGAGGAAGAAAGUGGGCAAAAAGACAUUUUUAGUACCGUGAAUGUGACUCAGCUGUAGUAAAGAGUUUGUGUCAAUAUGCCUUGUUAUAAACUGCCAAAUGUCCAUAUAUGGGCAUCCUCUGAGAACAGGAAAUGGCAGUGAUUGGA